Telopea speciosissima is the source of this 883-nucleotide messenger RNA. Its product is annotated as GATA transcription factor 19-like. Gene Ontology annotation, biological process: regulation of DNA-templated transcription; flower development. Lineage: Eukaryota; Viridiplantae; Streptophyta; Magnoliopsida; Proteales; Proteaceae. The record is from RefSeq and is a predicted model, not a curated record. The transcript has 3 exons. Gene Ontology annotation, molecular function: sequence-specific DNA binding; zinc ion binding; DNA-binding transcription factor activity. The coding region runs from base 1 to 810 and encodes 269 amino acids.
AUGAAAAUCCUUGGAAAUGGGUUUAUGGCUCAAUGGGCACUACCAACUAUAGCUCUAGUAGGGCAAGAUGCUAGAGGUCCAUCUGGUGUUUCAUCUCUCAUAGCAACCAAUAUGAUGGGUCAAUGUUCAUGUGGGUUUUUCCAUCCUCAAGGGAAUUGUUUCUCUGUUCUGUUCUCCAUGCCUAACCAUAUAAUACCUAUCGAUGAACCAGAAUCUUACACUAUAACCUCACCUUCUUCAUCAUCUGUGGAUUGCACCCUUUCUUUGGGUACUCCAUCUACUCGCCAAACAGAAGAAAAAUCCAUCUCCAAUCAUCGAAAAUCUCUGUGUUGGGAUAUUUUCCAGACCAACAACCCACCUUCAUCAACAAACACCCACAAGAACAGCCGUGGUGGCAAUGGCAAUAGCUUCAAUGGUGACCCUCUCUUGUCUCGGAAAUGCGCAAACUGUAACACAGCUUCUACUCCUCUCUGGAGAAACGGCCCCAGAGGCCCCAAGUCGUUGUGCAAUGCUUGUGGAAUCCGUUAUAAGAAAGAAGAGAGGAGAGCAACCACAACAGUUAACAACACAAGUGCUGCUACAGGGGGAACGAUGGAGUCGCAGUUCUUGAUGAGUCAACAUCAUCAAAACUCAUGGGGUCACCAUGAGGAAACACAGAAGGUGGCUUCCAUGUCACCGGCAGGUCUGGGUAAUGAAUUCAGAUUCGUCGACGAUGAUGAUCGAAAUUCCACCGCCUCCACCGGUAUUCCUUUCCUUUCGUGGCGUCUCAAUGUUCCCGACAGGCCUAGUUUUGUUCAUGACUUCACAUGAUUGAUUUGAUUUGAAGCAACAGAUGGUUAUGAUUAUAGAUGAUUAUCGUAUACUUUUUCUUUUAUAUUUUGCA